AUGGCUUCCUCAGGUAGCAUUAUAGAGGGAAAACAUUUGCAGUGCUCCAUCUGCCAGCAAGUGUUCACCGAUCCAGUCACUACUCCCUGCGGACACAACUUCUGCCAGGCAUGCAUCCAAAGAGUGUGGGACAGCAGUGAAGUCUGCCAGUGUCCCACCUGUAGCAAAUCAUUCACACCUCGCCCUGAAAUAAGCAUCAAUGCAGCCUUCAGAGAGCUAGCAGACAUGUUCAGAAAGAUGUCAGUCAGCCUGUCUGCUUCACCGCCGUCCACAGCCAAACAAGGCGAGGUGGUGUGCGAUGUAUGUGCCACCAGGUCUCUGCAGGUGAAGGCGUCCAAGUCCUGCUUGGUGUGUUUGACCUCAUACUGUGAAGCCCACCUGGAGCCUCACCAGAGAGUCGCCACCUUGAAGAUACACAAGCUGAUCGAUCCGGUGAAGGAUUUGCAGGACAGGAUGUGUAAGAAGCACGAGAGGCUGCUGGAGAUGUUCUGCAGGAACGAGCAGAAGUGUGUGUGCCAGUUCUGCACCGAGACCAAGCACAAAGAUCACCAGGCUGUUACAAUAGAGGAAGAGAGCGUGCAGAGGAAGGUCCAAAUGAAGAAGACUGAGGCAGAUUUCCAGCAGAUGAUUGAGGAGCGACAGAACAAAGUGGAGGAGAUCAAAAACUGUGUGAAGCUCAGCGCUAUGAGUGCAGAGAAGGAGUUAAGGGAGAGCAACCAUCUCUUUACAUCUCUGAUUAGCUCGGCUGAAGAGCGACGGGACGAAGUCAACGCAGAGAUUGAGGAGAAGCAAAAAAAAGCAGAGAGGAGGGCAGAGGAGCUCAUCAGUGAGCUGCAGCAGGAAAUCGUUGAGCUCCAGAGGAGAAACAGUGAGCUGGAGGACCUGGGGAACACAGAGGAUCAUCUGCACCUCUUACAGAGGUUUCCCUCACUUACGUCACCUCCACCCACCAGAGAAUGGAUGGAGAUUGGCGUCCACCCCAAGCUCUGUGUAGGGACAGUAAGGACAGCGCUAUCCAAACUGGACGACACCCUGAAGAGUGAACUGGACAGCCUGAAGAAAGACGAAAUGAAGAGGGUGCAGAAAUAUGCAGUUGACGUUGUGUUAGACCCGGACACCGCCCACCCAAACAUCAUCCUGUCAGCUGAUGGGAAGCAGGCGGGCCGUGGCGAGCUGCUGUACAUCGUGCCUGACAACCCUCAACGCUUCGACCCGGUCAUCUGCGUUGUGAGUAAGAAAGGCUUCCUGUCCGGGAGGUUCUACUUUCAGGUUGCAGUGGGGGCAAAGACCUUUUGGGACCUGGGCGUGGUCAAAGAGUCUGUCAAUAGGAAAGGGAUGAUCACCUCCAAGCCGGAGAAUGGCUAUUGGACGGUGCGAAUGAGAAACGGAGACGAGUACCGUGCACUGGAUUCACCAUCAGUCCUUCUGUCUCUCAAGGAGAAGCCGCAGACUGUCGGAGUGUUUACUGACUACGAGGAGGGGACGGUCUCGUUCUUUAAUGUGGACUCCAAGUCUCACAUCUACACCUUCACUGGGUGUUCGUUUUCUGAGCGGAUUUUCCCUUUCUUCAGCCCGGGUGUUUAUGACGAAGGAAAGAAUGCUGCACCAUUGGUCAUCACAGCUGUAAAUCACAAAACAUAGGCUUGUGAAUAAGGCCUUGACUGUGAUUUAAAGCUCGAGGGAAGAUUUGUCU
Molecule: messenger RNA, 1693 nt
Organism: Scomber scombrus (Atlantic mackerel)
Lineage: Eukaryota; Metazoa; Chordata; Actinopteri; Scombriformes; Scombridae
Product: E3 ubiquitin-protein ligase TRIM39-like
Exons: 7
Coding region: 1-1641 (546 amino acids)
Molecular function (GO): protein binding; zinc ion binding
Source: RefSeq, a predicted model, not a curated record